AGCCAUGCAAAGAAAGCCAAACAAGCAGUGGUUUUAUUAAAAGGAAGGAAAAGAGUACACUCCCAAAAUAGUGGGAGUGGGCAGACCAGGAGGAAGUCAACUGCAUCGAAGAACAAAGAGGCUUAGGGUUUUAUUAGAAUGAGGGUGCAAAGUAUUCAAGAUUUAGGAGUGGCGUUAUAGGUGUUCUCAGGCAGGUCCUUGCUGACCACUCCUUCCCAUGGGGAGGAAGGAUUUUUGUCCUUAUUUGGCCCUUGUUGGAACUGUCAUGGCGAUGCAGGGGGUGGAGAUUUUUCUUGGCUGUUAUGUUAAUAAUAUUGUAAUCCAUUAUAAUUAGCUAACAUUGACCUGAGGGGCAAGAUGGUGUCCUGGAUCUGCUCUUGGCCAUCAGAAUCCAGUUCUGGCUAGUCGGGUAGCUGCAACUUUUCCUACGGAUAAACUCCUUUCUCCAUCUCUCCCCGUGGCCCUAUUCUUUCUGCCUAUGAUAAACACAAUGACAUUGUUUUUAAAAAUUACUAGCUAAAGGUCACAAAAGGAAACAGCAUAAAAUUAAACAGGAAAUAUUUGCAGCACUCAGGAACCAAAAAUGUCUGAAAGAAUCAAACUGGAAAAUUCAGUGAUGGUUUCUUUUUAUUUCUAUGGAUCUACUCUUACCCUUCUCCACUCUGCUGUGUGCCCUGGGAGGCUGACCUAUUGGAUUGCAUCAACUGCCCUCAGGCUUCAGAUUAAGUUCAGCCAUUUGGACUGGGCAGGAGAUUGUAGGGGAGGAGAGUCAGGCUGGAAUAUUCAGCCCACCUCCCAUUCUUCCUCCCUGAGGGUUCACUGCCCUCUCCCCUUCAGGCCUGGCACUGCAAAACCCCUGCGGUUUCUCACACCCUGCCCACACUUUGUAAAUAUUAAUCCUAUUCUUUAUUAAAUUGCCCAGCUGGAAUGUAUCAUCAGUUUCCUGCCAGGACCCUGACUGACACACUAGGCUCCAUUAAUCACCCAACAAACAUUGACUGAGCAACUACUAUAUGCCAAGGAGAAGACAUGAUAGACAGCUAAUACCCUCAAGGGGCAGUCUGGGGAGUAGAGACAGUCACAGGAACAGAUGGUUAUAUCACAUCUUGAUAAGUGAUACAGACAGGCAUUGGACAGAAAGGUGGGUGGAGACAUAAAAUGGGAACAUAGGAAGAUGCAGGGAAGGUUUCUGGGUAGAGACGGGGUCAGGCGAACUCAGAGGCAGGGACGUGGAAGGAAGUGGUCAGGAGCUGGGAGAGAAGUUUACAGCUGUGGACAUCAAGGUCCGUCAGGUUGUGGUGAAGGAUUAGAGUGGAGGGCUAGGCUAGCCCAGACCAGAUGGCCUUGCACUGUGGAGAGGGAGCCUCCUUUUCCGUGUGCUUUAUCCCCUCUCCACCAAGGGGAAACUCAUGAAGUCGGUAGCCUCUCACUCUUAGCCCUCAAUCCUGUCCCACUACCAGGGCUUGACGCUCAUACUUUAUUGGCUUAAAACCUGUCUUUUCCAGUGGAAAUCACUCCCAUACAUUUACUUCCUGCCAUUCUAGGUCUUUCAAAAUGGUAACAAGACAACAGAGCAAACUAGUCCUUGGAGAUGGGAAACAGGAGAGGGCUAGAAGUGAAUGUUCUCAAAUGCGUCCUAGAAGUCCUAACAGCGGGAGCCCCGUUUUCUUUAACAGCAAUAGACAACACUGACACUUUUCUUGUCCAGUGGAGAAUGCAUAAUAAUGUUGGGAAAGAGGGCAGAUAGCGUGCUACACUUCAGCACGGUGAGACUUUGGUCCAAAUUGGUCUGGGCAGGUAGGCACUUUGCAAGCUCCAUCCUUCUCACACUAUAUAGGCAAGUCCAGGGGUUCAGGAGGUGUCUGUCGUCCCUCUUUAAAGCACAAACUGCAUGUAGUCUUCUUGCUAGGGAGGGCCAAGCCCAUACCGUCUCACUGGUUCCUCCUUGGAGCAUUCUUGGCAUCAAAGACAGCCAAUCCUCCAGGACUGGGGCUCAGAAGGCUUCGUUAAUCAAAAUCAACGUACACAACCCCACCCAACGGACCUUCUCAUCUGUUAAUCAGACGUGCGCACCGCUGCCUUAUUCAACCUCCCCACAAAUAAGGAAGAGACACGGGAAGAGUUAAAAGAAAGUGGUGGGUAUAGAAUCCUCGGAGAUCUCGCUCUGAACAAUCCACUGGAUCGGUUGCUCGAGCCCUCUGCAAGCUUGGAUGUCGGGACACGGGUUAGCCACUGCGCAGUUAGAGCUCUCGGCCAAGAGGUCCCUGAGGUGGGGCGGAUUUCUGAACCAGGGCCAGCUGCCCAGCCCCUUAAGGCCCCACAUCCCCAGCAGGCCAGCGAGAAAGCCCCUCCUCUCGGGCGGAGACAGCUACAAGAAGUCGACGCCCGCGACUCGCCGUGAGGCCAGUACCUAGAGGCUGCUGUCGCCUCGCCGACUUCCCUGUGGCUGCCGCAACGCGGAGUAUGGGGCGCUGAUGGCCAUGGACGGCUACAGGGGCUUCCUGGGGCUGCUGGUGUCGGCGCUGCUUGUCGGCUUCCUGUCCGUGAUCUUCACCCUCAUCUGGGUCCUCCACUACCGGGAGGGGCUUGGCUGGGACGGGGGAGCAUCCGAGUUUAACUGGCACCCUGUGCUCGUGGUCACCGGCUUCGUCUUCAUCCAGGGCAUCGCCAUCAUUGUAUACAGACUGCCAUGGACCUGGAAAUGCAGCAAGCUCCUGAUGAAGUCCAUCCACGCAGGGUUAAACACCAUUGCUGCCAUUCUUGCAAUUAUUUCUCUUGUGGCUGCUUUUGAUUUCCACAAUGCUUCCCAUAUCCCCAAUAUGUACAGUCUACAUAGCUGGGUUGGAAUGAUAGCUGUCAUACUCUAUAUCUCACAGGAAAUUGGUAAAAACAAACAACUCUUGAUAGGUUUUUUCGUCUUUCUGCUUCCUUUGGCUCCACCUUCUCUCCGAGCACUUCUCAUGCCCAUACACGUUUAUUCUGGACUUUUCAUCUUUGGAACAGUGAUUGCAACAGUCCUUAUGGGAGUGACUGAGAAACUGUUAUUUGUCCUGAAAAAGCCUGCCUACAGUACAUUUCCACCAGAAGGUAUUUUCACAAAUACCCUCGGUCUUCUAAUUCUGUUGUUUGGAGCCCUCAUUUUUUGGAUAGUCACCAGACCACAAUGGAAACGUCCUAAAGAACCAAAUUCUACCCUUCUUCAGCCAAACAGAGGCACUCCAGAGGGCGUGGAAGGCUCCAUGGCAACCAACUUUGGCAACAUGGACAAAUCAGAUUCUGAGUUAAACAAUGAAGCAGCAGCAAGGAAAAGAAACAUCACCCUUGAUGAGGCUGGUCAGAGAUCCACCGUGUAAAAUGCUGUAGAGGUGUAGCCGUGUAACUUUGCUUUUAAAAACUAACUCAAUGGUUUAGCUUCUCCUAUUUAGCCAUACGAUAAUUGAGCGCCACAGAGUCAAUAAUCAUAAAGUAGGGUUUCUUGAAAGUGUUUGUACUAAUUGAGGCCUAUGAACUGACCUGAAUGAGGAAGGAGAUAGUCAAUGUAUUGACAGCAGCUAUAAAUUGUGGUCAUGUUACCUCUUGUUAAGGACUAUUUUGCAUAGCUCUUUGCAUAGAACAGAUGCUCAAAAUGUGUCUGUUGGUUGGUAAAUUUGAUAACCUGGUAGCCCUGGAAGUUUUUCCAAACUCAACUUAGUCCCAAGGCUUCCCUGGGGUUUGGUGUACUUUAUGAUCCAGAUUCCAAACCUAAUUAGAAGGAAAACAUUCCUGAAUUUUUAAGUGGCAUAAACUACUCUGUAAACCUCAAAGUGCUUUUUUUCUCAAGUUUCUGUUUUUAUUUUUUUAAAAGCACUUGCGUGGCACUUACUAUGUGCCAGCCACUAUACUAAGCACUUUAUAAUUAUUAGCUCAUUAAAUCCCCAGACAAACCUUAUGAGGUAGGUACUAUUAUUAUCUCUGUUUUACAAAUGACAGAUCUGAAGCUUGGAGAGGUUAGUAACUUGCUCCAAGUGUAUAAGUGGUGGAACUGAGAUUUAAAACCUGGCAUCUGGCUCCUCAGUCCAUGAUGAUAACCACUUCACUAUGCAAUUUUUUUUUCUGUUUUAUACUAAUUUGCACCUACUUUGACCCACCCCUGAAUAAAUUUCAAUUCCUGGAGUACAGUGGAGUUGUUAAAGUUUACAUUAUGGCUCCUCUCUUUUCCAAGGCAGAUUCCUCAAAUAACCAAAGAAAAGGGCCUACCCCAGCCUGGAAAUAGAUGAUGGGCACCCUUCCACUGCCAACAAGCCGUGGCCUACCUUGGUGCCUCUUUGACCUUGAAAUUGUGUCUUGGUGACAAAGAAAGGUUUGGGCAAGAACAUCUGUAGCUUUCAAGAUUAAUCAAUUAUGAUUCUUAUUCUUCAGGACCUUGGCUGCUGAACAGUUUUGGGUUUGAGGAAAGGGGAGACUUAUCUCAUGGUUUGUCUUACCAGGGGGGGAACAGCUAGGGUUAUAUCAGAUUUGAGUGGAAUUUUAGGGGAUAUCUUGAGCUUUGGAUUGUCGAUAGUGAAAUGAGACUCAGAGGUGACUUUAUGCUUGGAAACCUCUGUUAGCGCUGACUUAAAUUAAAACCUAGAGUAGUGCCUAUGCUGAAAUGAUGCUUUUAAUCUUGGGGUUGAUUUUUGGUUUCCCUGCAAUUUUAAAGUGGAGCAUUUUAAUGUGGAUAAAAAUCUUAUGGUUUACAACAAAUACACUUGACAUUUGUGGUGCUUAGUGGAUUUCCUUUUAGGAUAACUGGUAAUUACUUCCAUAGAUUGAAUAUGAAACAACUUCAUCACAUUCCUUAAGCUUCAUGGACAAUCAUUCAAUAUUCCAUUGCCAAAAUACUGUUUUCUUCUUAUUUAAUUCUAUUUCCAAAAUUGUUAUAGUGUCAGAAGGACCACCAGUGCCAGGCUGACACCUAUUAGGCACAAUCAAAUUCAAGAUGGGUAGAGCAUGCUACAGUUUUGAUGCUUGGUAGAAGGAGUAAUUGCAUUGUCCCACACAAACAUACUUUGAUAAAUAGAUGUUUCAUUACAUGGAGGUGCACAAAAUUCCAAGGGUUUUUUGGGGGGCAGGGGUCAGUCACAGCCCCAAGAAUUGAAGCUGCCAUUCCAUUUUAUAUAGGCCAAGAAAGAGGUUAUUAGUGAAAAGUUAAUUAUGGAUUUGGUGUUAGAAUAUUCUGCUCCAUUGCAAAGUAAUUGAGCACCCCUCAUCUUUGUCCUUUAUUUUACCUUUUCUUGUGGGCUAAUGUGAGGGUAAUCUUACAGUUAUUAUAGGAACUUCUCUUCUUUAUCACUCAGCCUUUAUGAAAACAAUGCAUAGUAAAAUAUAUCCAGAAAAACCUUUCUGUUUGAGACUCUUCUUUUAAUGGGCUUUUAAUUCUAAUGAUAAUUGUACCUUUGUCUUUCAAAAGCUGAUAUUUCCUACCUAAAGCAUCUCUCCCAAAAAUAUCUCAUUAAAAAGCCCACAAAAAGAAUAGGAGAGAAGAAAGCCUUAGGUAUACAUUCCAAAACAGUGAUUGAAAUCUCCACAAAUAAUUAUAGCUUCUAUCACCUGCAGAGAUAGUCUGGCUUAGCUUACCCCGUAAUCUAAUUUCAGAAAGAAAUUUUGAAAAGCUUUAUUUUAAAAUUAACACUCAUCUAAAUCAACACUAAAGCCUUUCUCUCCAAGAGUUUAUUGAGAAACUAAAAUUAACAUACUCUGAUUUAAUGUUAUCAAAAGUGUGCGGCUUCCUGUACUCCUUGUGUCUAAUGGAACUCACCCUCCAAAGUACUUUCUUUUCUUCCCUUGUGUGGCUUAUUUCAGCCGUGAUGGUCAGAAACAGCAUCUCACACCUUACAAUCAUGUGACAAAGAAGGCAAUUGCACUUUUUAAGGGAUACUUAAAAAGUAUCCCUUAAAGGACAAAAUACCGAGGAUGUCUCAUUUUCUUUUCUUUUUUUUAAAGAUUUUAUUGGGGAAUUGGAGGAGGGGAACAGCACUGGGGAA
Molecule: messenger RNA, 6002 nt
Organism: Hipposideros armiger (great roundleaf bat)
Lineage: Eukaryota; Metazoa; Chordata; Mammalia; Chiroptera; Hipposideridae
Gene: CYBRD1
Product: cytochrome b reductase 1
Exons: 5
Coding region: 2475-3353 (292 amino acids)
Cellular component (GO): lysosomal membrane
Molecular function (GO): oxidoreductase activity
Source: RefSeq, a predicted model, not a curated record